AUGGCUUUGCCUAAGCGUAUUAUCAAAGAGACCGAGCGUCUCAUGGCCGAGCCCGUCCCGGGCAUCAGCGCCGUUCCUCAUGAGGACAACCUCCGCUACUUCGACGUCGAGAUCCACGGUCCCACACAAUCGCCAUACGAAGGCGGCGUCUUCAAGCUUGAGCUCUUCCUGCCCGACGACUACCCCAUGACUCCCCCCAAGAUUCGCUUCCUCACCAAGAUCUUCCACCCCAAUGUCGACAAGCUUGGUCGCAUCUGUCUCGAUGUUCUGAAGAACAACUGGUCACCCGCCCUCCAGAUCCGCACGAUCCUCCUCUCCAUCCAGGCCCUGCUCGGCGCCCCAAACCCCGACGACCCCCUCGCUGCCGACGUCGCCAAGAGCUGGAAGGAGGACGAGCAAGCCGCCAUCGCGACGGCCAAGGAGUGGACCGCCAAGUAUGCUGUGCCCAAGUAG
Messenger RNA from Colletotrichum karsti, 453 nucleotides. RefSeq names its product ubiquitin-conjugating enzyme E2 35. The coding region runs from base 1 to 453 and encodes 150 amino acids. The transcript is spliced from 4 exons. The record is from RefSeq and is a predicted model, not a curated record. Lineage: Eukaryota; Fungi; Ascomycota; Sordariomycetes; Glomerellales; Glomerellaceae.